AGUGCCCCGGACGUGAGGCUAGACGAUUGGUGGGGACCAGGGUUCCAUCCUUCAAGUGCUGGAGUCAAUGACCGCAGCUGUAUCUGCUUCCAGCCAUCGACAGACCAAUCCAUGACCAUUGUCCAGGCCGCAUUCGUCGCGAAUGAUGCAAUAUCAGAAGCGACUCGAUUCACAAGGACGAAUCACACGCUGAGGUGGGAGUGACAGCGCUCAUGGCAGAAGACGCCGAGGCAUCGCAGCAGUUCUGGCGAUUGACUAUGCCGUCAUAUUGACACCAGACACUGAACGCUGCCAGUGAGCCAGCACUUACCACCAAAAGUGAAGGGCACCGAGGGGCAUGCAAUAACAUCAUGCCCCAGUUGCUCCCGUCUUACUCACUGCGAGUACAGUAGUAGUGCUACAACUGCGUUGUCCUUGACAUAUAUUUGCACCAGAAUACCUUCCUGCCUAUCACUUCCCGCCUCCAGGACCCUUGACGCAACCGCUGAAAUCGAGAGCAUAUUAAACCACUACUCCCACCGCCGAGCAUCCGGACCACAAAUACCGAAAUGACUCCCAACAUCCUCAAGCAACACACAGACACAUCCAAGUACAUCGGGCAGAAACCAGACACAAAAGAGAACGACCCCAACAACAAUAACUACCAGAACUACAAUCCAGCCCCCGGAGCCUCGUCGUCUUCUUCUUCCGACAACUCCUCCAACAUGCCAGCCGACGCAUCAGCCAGAAGCGGCAAGGCCCUCGACUCGGGCGCCACCGCUGGCAACCAGUCUCUUCAUUCCGAGACCGCUCUGCCCGAGGGCACUGGUUCCAAGGGAUCAGCACCAUUACUGAGCUCCGAGGGUGCCAUUGGUCACCAGUUCACCGAGCACGGCGCCAUUGGAGGAACGGCCCAGGCCAUCGGUGGCCCGUUGGACAAGGAGGGAGCCAUUGGCAAACAUUUCAAAGGCGAUGGAACUCUGGGCGGCACGGUGAACAAGCUGGUCGGCGGCGACAAAUAAACAUAAAAAAGGGACCAGCUGGGCACUUUUCCCAAAUUGACUCGGGAUCUCGAAAAUGAUAGGCAUGUUCCACGCUGGCGAGGAGUCCAUCCGUCUACGAAUAUGAAACUCACUCAAUUGAGUCCUGUAACAAUAGCAAACAGAGCGUAUUGCUAACACUGUUAAUUGUGCAAACUAUGUGGAAUUCGACUCUGAAAGUCCUCUACAGAACCUGCGAGUGAUGUGUCCAUCCUACUGCAAGUGUAGACGUAAACUCAUAGGCACCUAGCUAGGUAAAGGCUACCUAACGAGUCCACAUCAAGGAUUGAG
Messenger RNA from Exophiala dermatitidis NIH/UT8656, 1310 nucleotides. RefSeq lists its product as uncharacterized. NCBI's taxonomy places the organism in Eukaryota, Fungi, Ascomycota, Eurotiomycetes, Chaetothyriales, Herpotrichiellaceae. The record is from RefSeq and is a predicted model, not a curated record. The transcript has 2 exons. Bases 549 to 1001 code for a protein of 150 amino acids.